GUUUUCAGUUAACACCUCUUCGCCCUGCACCCGACUGUAUUGAAAAUCCCCACAUUUAACCUGAUUUUGGGUGUUGGAUCGGAACCCUAACAAUUCUAGGUAUGAACCCUAGGUCCUCUCUUUUCUUGUCCUUAUGCUAAUUGCAUUUUCGACGGAUCUGGGGUUUACAUUCUCUUUCGAAAUUUAACAAACAACCUUAUUUUGUGAAACCCAAAUUUUAUCCCGAUUGAAGUUCUUAUACUAUUUUGCGCAAAUCCAUGGCUAAAUUCGCUUUCUCUUUUUAUCCCAACUCUUAAAUAGAAUAACCUUCCUUGUUGGGUGAUAGAAAAUUAGUUAUCUGUGUGGAUGAUUCAACUUUAAAUGUUGUUUUUCUUUGAGUAUAGAUUAGGAGUUCACAUAUUAUAUAUAGGAAUGCGUACUAGUGUUGAGGGAGGUAAACGUCAGUUACCACCAUGGAUGAUGCAGAAGGUUGGUGCCAGCCAUGGGAGUGACUCUGAGAAUGUUGUUAAAACUAAUACUUCUGUGGGAAAAGGAGCAAAUGCAACAAAAAAAGAUCGUAAGAGGGAAUCUUCGAGGAGGAAAUCAAACUUAAAGGCCAAGUGUGAAACCAAAGGAAGAAAAAAAUUAGACCAACAAGAUGGAAGCAGUGACGAUAAUACUCAAAAGAAGAGGAAAAAAGGUGAUAGGUGUGGGGAUAGAGUUCAGAGAUCUGCUAUAAAGAAUGGUAAAAAUUUAGAAGAUCCUAGCCAUGGUAGUUCUGAUGUAUAUCCUGUUGAAGGAUCUAACGAUGAGGCUGUGGAGCUGACUGUUGAUGAUUUGAUUGCCAUAGCAGAAGAGUAUGUCAAAGAUUAUGAGAACAAGGAGCGAGUAGAAACAUCAGGUGGACAGUGUGAAUCAAAAUGGGAAUUUCAAGUUACAAAUGAAACAGGAACUUCUCUUGAUUCCCCUUGUGAGAACAAAAUUUCAUCUAGCUGUGGAAGGGAAGGUUUGACUAAUUCUACUUCAACAACUGGUAAAUUAAUUGCUACAAGCACCUCUCAAUCGGGUCAUCCUGCACAAGACAUGCUAGACCUGUUCUUAGGUCCCUUGCUGAGGAAAACCCUUGAGAAGGAGGAGGAGAGCAAAUCUGUUGUAAAAAAUUUACAGAUUACCCACGAGUUCCCUAGGCAAAGUCAAGAUGAAUCUGCUAGAGAAGAAGUAGUCCCCUUGAUGAAGAAAAAGAACACUCUGAAAGAUAAGGUGGCAAUGUUUCUUGACCAAGAUAUGUAGAUUCAUCAACACAAACAUGCAUGUCAACGAUGUCAUGGCAAAACAAUGAUGUCAUGACCUAUGAUAAUAGCUUCACCUGUAAAUCAUUUGAUAAUUGCCGCCUCAUCCUAGUUGGGCAAAUUCCUCUCUGAUCAUUUUAGUAUCUAUAUAGUUCGUUAUAGAUCAAAGUCUGAUACAAUGAAAGUGAAUUUCAAUCAUCCAUUGCCAGGGAAGUGGGGAGGAUUGGGAAAGCUCCUCUUUACAGAGCAGUGCGGGAUAUUUUAUUGACAUUUCAUAAGAAUAUUGGAACAAAAAGGUUGUUAGUGACUACUCUUGUGAAUAUAUUCCAGGGUACAUUAUGAUCAUGUCAUCUGUAGAAGACAUGCAAACAAUCAUGUAGGUUUCAUUUUAUUGUUUUCCC
Molecule: messenger RNA, 1669 nt
Organism: Abrus precatorius (Indian licorice)
Lineage: Eukaryota; Viridiplantae; Streptophyta; Magnoliopsida; Fabales; Fabaceae
Exons: 2
Coding region: 361-1269 (302 amino acids)
Source: RefSeq, a predicted model, not a curated record